This is a messenger RNA of Penaeus vannamei (Pacific white shrimp), 4519 nucleotides long. The record is from RefSeq and is a predicted model, not a curated record. Lineage: Eukaryota; Metazoa; Arthropoda; Malacostraca; Decapoda; Penaeidae.
ACCACUAACCCUCUCAGAUGUGGCUAGUUCUAUGCAAAGACAGCAAGAGCAAGAGCAAGCAGAAGCCUUAGGGGUGGAGGGACGACGCUCACAAUUUGCAGGGCUGCGGGAGAAGCAAGCCUCCUUCCAGAGUGAGCUCUCAGGGUUAUCUCUACAGAGCAAGUCAAGCAUAGACUCACUACUAGAGUCACGUGAGGCUGACCCUGUGGAUGUACUGCUCAGUCUGGGGUUUGGGGGCCAAGCACAAGACACAGUUACACGUAUUCCAGAGAGAUUUCUCCGACCUUCACAGGUACCAGGCAAUAAUAUUGAGGAUUUCCUGAAAUCUGAAGAAGAAUUCUCAGACAUGAUGGAAUCUGCAGAGUGGAUGCCUGGCCUGGACCCCCAUGCUCUGCGUAGAUCAUCUGUAGCCACAGUUUCCCCUCUGAUGCUGCGGCUCUUGGAUACCAUUCGAGAGUCCCGAUCACGUCACCACCAAAGCAGUGUGAGUGAAGACACGUCAAGUGCUGGCCAUACCCCAGCUGCUGCAACCCCUCCUUCAGGUGUCAGUAAGUUUGCUGCUGUGGCCAAGUCUCUGGCCCUGAAAAAUUCCGUGAUGCAGACUCUGUCCUCGAGCGCUAACCGACCUAACAAGCUCUCGGUCCUGAAUGCAGAGAACAGGCGUCUGCUGGAUCUGCAGGGCCAGAAAUCCCCUGAAGUGCCCCGAAAACGUCUCAUCAUUGGCCAGUCGUCUUUUGACCUUGGCCGGGAUGGCGAGCUCAUUGCCAAUGAAGAUGAGGGAAUGGGCAUCAGUGUAGAUCAAGAAGAAGAUGAUGAAGAUGAGGAUGAUGAUGACAAGGAUGAAGGAGAUGGGAUUGGAGAUAAGGAAGAAGGGGAUGACAACAGCGAGGAUGCAAGAGAGAGGAUGAUAGAAGGAGAUGAGCAGGAAGAGGGGUCAUGGCGGCGCCAUGGAUUGCUUCAGCACAAGGAUUCGGUUUGGUCCAUGGCAAGCUCUGCCACCAGCAUUGACAGCAGUGAAGAGGAGAUUCGGGAGCAGCGUCACCGACUCCAGCUUAGUCUGAGCCGUCGUCCGUUGCAAGCUGACCCAGCCACUAUGACACCUACCACUCCUGCCGAGUCCCUUGAUUCUCCACAGCCGGUUUUCAGUACCAGUGGGGCAGAUUCCUCAGACCGGUACCGAAAGAUAAUGAGACGUUUAAGUGGUAACAAGCGUCACAGUACAGUCAGCAGUGGUGGAAGCUGGGAAAUGGAUGAGCGGAUUCCUGAAGAGGACCUUGAGGAUGAUGUUAAUCAUGAACCUCUCCAUGAUCAGGUCAUUUGUGAGGCAGAUGCAUCUGGGUCACUCAACAGUUGCAGUGACACUCGUGCCUCUGUCAUCUCUGGCUCUCCCCACCAGAGACACUCUUUGUCAUUAUCUCCUGAAGGCCAGGGUAACUCCAGAGUGCAAGGGAGCAGCCCGAGUCCCCCAGUCUCGGUCAGCAACAAGAAGCGACAAGGGGAUUCCUCCUCCAGCCAGAAUGGGCCAGAUUCUUCUAUGCCUUUGCUGAGCUUCUCGCAGCAUUCACACAAUCCAGCCCUGAUCCAUCCUGUGCCCAUCCUGCUUCAGCAUAGCACUGGCCCAGCUCCCCUCCCCAGGACCAGCAGGAUAGGGGAGGAAGCCUCUUCCUGCUUAGCACAUCGGGGAAGUGGAGGUGUGCUGAGGAGGCAGCAGAGGGUGGAUGAUGGCGAUGUGGACGCAGGAGGAAGGCAGAUGCUGCAACCUCCCAACCUGCUUUCUCAACAUUGCCGCCAUCAGCAUUCAUCAGGGCACCAAGUACGAGGCUCGGGCAACGAUGAGGAUAGAUCAGGGCCAACUGGAUUGUUGUGUCGUUCAGGCAGUGCUCAGUCAGACUCUUCUGGUUUCAUGGAUGGGGAUGUGGUAGAGGCCGAGACACGCACACCAACACAACAGAAUUUGUCUUCUGCUCAGCUUUCAGCAAGUCCACAAGCCCACACUGGUCACAACUGGUGGUGGAGCCGUGAGAGUGGAGGCAGCUUGGAGACGGUCCGUCAUGCUCCCCUGAGUCGCACCAUGGCCCUCCGCCCAGGCCACAGUCACUCUCACUACCAACGUACCCUUCGCAGCCACCUACUCAACCACCAGACGUCUCUGCCUUCGUGGCUGAGGGGGAUGCACGACCCCAGCCUCUCCCCAGGAGGUCAGCACCCAAGCCACCGCCCAGGAGGAAAGGCCCAGGUAGUCCGCCACCACCACAGCCCCGACCCACUUCUCUUCCCCUGCAAAGGCUCCCUUGGCAACAGCAACAGCAACCAUCCCUCCUGCAACCUUGCCCCAUGUGUGGAUACUUCAGUUCCUCAGCUCCUCCACCACUGUAAUCAUUCUGUUGUUCAUCCCUAUCUUAGUCAUAGUGUAGGUAACACCACCUCAGCUUUCCAGCCACCUAUUCUGGACGGCUCAAGUUACCCAGGCCAUCCACAGGAUAUGAAGUGCAGACUCUGCUAUCCUACUGCUAUAUCAACAGAUGCCUACACUCCAACUCUUGCAGCUGCUGGAUUUUCCUCUUGUAAUACUGCUAGUCUCAACCAGGGAAACCGGCCCAGUUCCAGUCUCAGAGGCAGGUGGCAGAAACGGCGCCACUCCCUCCCGGAACCCCUGCCUUCCAGUGUUCAUAACUCAGACAUGUUAUGCUCCCCACCUCCUUCCUCACCCCUUUCCCCCUCCUUUAGUCCAUUACCCAUUACCAGUGAGCUGCCCUUCUUACCACAGUCAAGCAGAGAAGUACAUCACACAGAUAAUGGAAGCUGUGCUCGUGGUGGGAAGACUGUUGAAAAUGAUGCUAGCACACAGUGUCAGGUCCACUCAUUACCCUCAGACAUGCUGCUGGUUGCCCUGCACACUUAUCGCCACCAGCUUGUGCACCAAGAGCACCUGUCACGCCAACUGCAUGAUACAGCCAUGGACUUACCAAGCUCCUCAGUCAACACUCAGCACCUCUCCCAACAGCUGCGCAACAUCAGUGCCAUUAGGGCUGCCAUUCGAGCAGAGGUGACACACAUGGAGCAGUUGAUGGCCAGUACCCAGCACACAUCUCUCAGUCCUACAUGUAUCAACAGUGUCAUCACACAGAUGGUCAUGCUUCUUCAGCAACAGUCAGAAUUGUGCCGAGACCUAGAGACACUCACUGUGGCAUCAUCUCACACCUCCCUGGAAGGUGCAUCCCACUCCACCCAGCAUCUCAGUCAAGAGUCCUCUUAUGAUAACCUCCCAGAGAAGCCAAAUCCUCUGUGCCUGUCGUCCAGUUCCCCAGACCUCAUACACCAUGAUGCAGCCCCCAGCCCUAAACUUGGAAACUCUUUUCAUGAGCCAUUUGGAAAUCACAUGGUACAUGAUUCUUCUGCAUGGAAAAGCUCAGAACGGGGUCAGGGCUUUCUGAACUCUAACAGUAACCUAGGGACUGCAAGCCACGUGAGAAAUGACUCAUCUUGUGCAAACCAUUCCAUAGAAAAGUUAGUCUUUUCAGACCAUGCCACAGUGAAAACAAUAAGCUCAAAGCAGUCACAAGAGAAGGCAAUUAUUUCAGGUUAUUCUGAACAGUGUACCAACAUUCCAGACCAAAAAAGUGAUAGUGAGAGGAAAAGAGAGUGGUUCCAGGAACCACAAGAGGUUAUACAAGGCAGUGUAGGCAGUGUUGAGUUGAACAAUAAUAGUAUAGACUCUUGCCUAAGAUUAGAGGAGUUGAACUCUGAUGGUUCUGCUGACCAUUCUCAGUUAGCAUCUUAUAAGAACACAAGAUCUCCAUUCAGCCCCUGGAAUUCAGCACAGGGAAAACCGCAGGGCUUGACCAAAUCCUUUGAUAGACACCAAGAGGAAGGUUUGGAAGGUAGCACUGACAUGGCUACUUUCCUAGGCAGUGGGGAUGUUUCUUCUGAUACCUCUUCACUGGCUUCUCAGGUGGCUCAACUGGUACAGCAGCAGGUGCAGAUACAAACACAGGUGCUGGAGGAGCAGCUGCACCAGCAGACAAGAGACAUGGCAGACAUCAAAAGCAUGAUGGAAAUUCUAAUCAACAAGAUGUCGUGAGAGACAAAGAAGGUGCAACAAUUAGGUGCAUUGUGGCAGAUGUGUGUCUUGAGUCACACAAGCUACAGAUUCGCCACUGGAUUCCUCAAGAACUAUUUCAUUAGUGGUGGAUAGUUGUUGUUCCUGCUGGGGUACAUGGAAAUGAAUGUGAUAUCUUUAAUCCAAGAAAUAGUUGUAGUAAUGAGACUGUGAAGAAAAAGUUGAGGUAGAAGCUGCGCUGCUUCUCAAUUAGAAUUAAUCUGUACUUUUAUUUAAAAUUUCUCCCAUGAAGAGAUGAUAUAUUUGUUUGUGCAGAGUUUGGGAGGUUUUUAAACUUUCAUUAUUUUUUACAAUUUACAAAUAAACAUGCACAUACCCUUGCACAUAUGCACAUGUAUAUACAGACACACAUGCACACUCAUUCACACUCACACUCUUCUCCUCCUUCUCUUAUCUCUU